CUCCUGCAGAGGCCAUAGCAAGUGCUGCCGUCGAGCUUGAGGUAUUUGUGGAAGCAGAAAACAUUUCGCCACCGUUUUUAGUGUGGCACUGGAUGUGUCCUUAAUGCCGCAGUCUGCCUGUUCGCGGUUCCGGAGUUGAUGGUUCUGAAGUGCCAGGAAGUGCCGGUGUUCCAUCCGACCUUGAAGGACAUCAGCGGGUCUUUCGAGGCAUACAUAGAGUCCAUCGAGAGGCGCUUUGCUAAUGUGGGUCUUGCAAAAAUAAUACCACCAAAGGGAUGGACUCCAAGGAAGGAGGGCUACUCUGAUGACUUCGAUUUCGAGAUCCCGCGUCCCAUCAAGCAGCAUGCCACGGGCAAGCGUGGGUUGUACCGCACGCUGCUGGUGGAGCAGAAACCCAUGUCCUUGGCGAAGGACUUCAGACCUAUAGCCGUGGGGGAUCCCAGCCUGCCGCCAGCCAAAGAGACUCCGGAAGAGGUCGAGCGCCGCUUCUGGCGCAACAUCACGCUGCGACCGCCCCUCUAUGGAGCAGAUGUGCCAGGGAGCCUUUUCGAUGCUGAUCUGAAGGGCUGGAACCUGCGGCACCUGGACAGCCUGCUCAGCAGAACCCUGGAGAAGAAGAACCUGGCCAUCCCUGGAGUCAGCACGCCUUACCUGUACUUUGGGAUGUGGCGGAGCAUCUUUGCAUGGCACACCGAGGACAUGGACCUGGCCAGUGUGAACUACCUGCACUGCGGGGCACCCAAGUCAUGGUACUGCAUCCCGCCAGCGCACAGGGAGCGUUUCGAGCGCUUCUUGCAGGGCCUGCUGCCAGACAUGUUCCGCGCCUGCCCAGAGUUCCUCCGCCACAAGGAGCUACUUGUGUCUCCCUACAUGCUGCUACAAAACAACAUUCCAGUUGUGCGCUGUGUCCAGCGACCUGGAGAGUUCAUCAUCAACUAUCCUGGGGCAUACCACUCCGGCUUCAACCACGGCUUCAACUGCGCAGAGUCCACCAACUUUGCAACGAAGACCUGGAUCGCUGUGGGUGUCAGCGCGGGCUUCUGUGAGUGCCAGAAGGACAGCGUAGCCAUCCAGAUGAGCCUGUUCAUGAGCGAGGCAGCUCCGCGCGUGCGCCGCAUGAUUCGUGAGGCGGAAGCCUCCAGCUCCGAUGAGUCCGAGUCAGACAGCGAGUCAGGCAGUAGCAGCGGAGACUCAGACGAUUCGGAUUCAGAAGCCGAGGGAUCGGAGGAUGAGGCGCCGGCUAAGCCCGUCAAGCGCAAGGGCAAGGCAGGAGCCAAGAAGCCGCUGGUGUCUGGCGGUCGGGGAAUGACAGCAGUUGUGGGACCUGCCAGCAAGGGCAGAGGGGGUGGAAAGGGAUCAAAGAAGCAGCUAGUCUCUGGCGGGCGGUCCAUGGCGGCAGUGGCUGCGCCUGCCAGCAGGGGAAGGCCUUGUGGCAAGGCGCCAGCCAAACCAGCUGCAAAGGCUGCAGCAAAGCCGGCGGGCAAGCGAGGGGUAUCCAACCCCGCACCAAAAAAGGCCCAGCGGAAGCAGCAGCCCAGGGCUGAGGACACUCCAGCCAAGCAGCCUGCACGAAGGUCAGCCAGCCGCAAGCCCGUAGGCACAGUGUCCCGUGCAGUCGGCAAGCGGGCGGCGUCCCUGCCAGCCAGGCUACUGCCGAUGAAGGGCGGCGGCCUCAAGAGGAAAAUUUCUGCCAAGCAGGCCGCCGCUCGCUUGGCCUCCGCCAGCCGAGGGCAGAGCAAACUUCCCAGCAAGGCCGCAUCCACCGCGCGUGGGAGGCCGCCCGGCAAGGCCUCGGGGCGCGCCACAGGCCGGAAACGGUCACCUGUGUCGGCCAACACACGGGCUGCGGCGUCAGCUGGCAGUGCCAAGCGGCAGCGGACGGAGAGCGGCACGCUGCCGACCCCGGCGCGGCGGCACGCCGAUGACGGCGCGCAGCAGCGGCGGGAGGUGCGCCCGGACGCGGCCAAGGCGGCGGCCGCCAAACGGGUCGUGCAGCGCGCCAGGCAGCCUUCGCCGCGCGCAGCCGCCGCCGCCCAGGGCUCCAUGCUAGGACGCAUGCUGACGCUGACGGCCAGGGCCGCGGAGGCCGCCAAGGGCUUCCUGGGCGGCGGGGGCAGCACAGCCACCAGCACGGGCCUUGCCGCGGGCCCGCCCGGCUCGGCGCAAUCGCUGGUGAUGCCCGCCUGCUCGGUGCGGUUGGUGCCCAAGGGCUCCCUGUGCAGCCCAGCCGCAUCCAAGCCGUGCCAGGUGCCAGGCUCGCCCAAGGUGCUCAGGGAGGUCCCCCGGCGGCCGCGUUCGGUGCGUCUGGUCGGCGGCGGCGGCCGAAAAAUUGUCGGGCCAACGUCAGACCUGGCACCCUCUCCAGUGCGCCACCUGCAGGCGUCCAGGGGCACAAAAUUGCUGGGGGUGCAAAAGCCCACACCAAAGUUCAAACCAGGCAGGGUGCGCAAGCAGUUAGUUGCGAGCUGAACUCUUCUCUGGGCUUUGUUCUCUCAAGAUGGUGUUUUCAAGAUGUCAGCUUCCUGGAACGACCAGGUUGUACAUGUGAGUGCAGUCGUAAGGAAUGAUCCUCCUUAUCUUUUGAUGCCUGGCUAACGAGAGGUAAACAGCACACUGGUCGGCUGCUGCUUACAUUGUGCAUACACUUGCAAGCCUGCAGCAGCGUUUGCGUCAGAAUGUCUGUGAGCCAGCUGGCUGCCAGCAGUGCUUGCCUAGGAUCCGUGGGAGUCCAGAUGCUGGCUGAGGCGUCCAUGUCAUUUGCAAACUCAUUGCCAGUGGCUGUGCCAGCCCCGAGGGGUGCAACAGGAUGAGUGUUCUGUGGGUGAUCUUGUUUCAUGGUGUUCAUACAGUCCUGAUGCACUACCUCUGCUUUUUGCUGCAUCUUGAAGUCAGCCUGGACUAGAAUCCGGUCAAUUUCAUCAUAUUGUGCAAUGUGCUGCAGUGCCUGUAAAACAGGAAAUGGAGAGGA
Messenger RNA from Coccomyxa subellipsoidea C-169, 2968 nucleotides. RefSeq names its product JmjC-domain-containing protein. The record is from RefSeq and is a predicted model, not a curated record. The transcript is spliced from 6 exons. Lineage: Eukaryota; Viridiplantae; Chlorophyta; Trebouxiophyceae; Coccomyxaceae. Gene Ontology annotation, biological process: chromatin remodeling. Bases 139 to 2469 code for a protein of 776 amino acids. Gene Ontology annotation, cellular component: nucleus. Gene Ontology annotation, molecular function: histone H3K36 demethylase activity; histone H3K9 demethylase activity.